Molecule: messenger RNA, 1065 nt
Organism: Echinostoma caproni
Lineage: Eukaryota; Metazoa; Platyhelminthes; Trematoda; Plagiorchiida; Echinostomatidae
Source: the annotation of a GenBank genome assembly
ACAAAAGUUGAACCAAUUAUCACUACACACCCGCUCGAUGCUAUGAUCAGCGACUACCGAUGUAGUAUAGAAUUGUUUUGCUUGGUAGGCAUUAUGAGUUUUGCAGUGAUCAGUGAAGUCCGCCCGACUGUAUUCUGUCAUGUGAUGAUGAUCGUUCGAAUGACUGUAUAUGACGUUCUCGCAGAUGCGGAGAAGCGGAGCAUUUAUGACCAACAUGGUUUUGAAGGCCUUAAACAAUUCGGCUCUGGUGGUGGAAGUCACGAAAGUCACUUCAGUGACUUGUUUGAGAGCUUCUUCGGAUUUUCACAUGGUCCCCGGUCCGACGAGACUCCUCGUGGUGAAGAUGUUGCUACAGACUUAUGGGUGACUUUAGAAGAGCUGUACAACGGCGAGUUUGUCGAAAUAACUCGGGUUAAAAUGGACAAGAAAAGUGCCCCGGGUAAACGAAAGUGUAAAUGCCGCCGAGAAAUGCGUACAACUAUGCUGGGACCUGGUCAGUUCCAGAUGCACCAGGUCGAUGUCUGUGAUGACUGUCCAAAUGUAGUGUUUCAACCAGUGGAGCGCACAUUGGAAGUUGAGGUAGAGAAGGGGAUGGUCGAUGGUCACGUUUAUCCCUUUCCUUCAGAGGGUGAAGCACACAUUGACGGAGAUCAUGGCGAUUUGAAUUUUAAAAUUCGACAGCAAAAACACAAAUUGUUCCAUCGACGAGGAGAUGAUCUUUACACAAAUGUAACCAUCAGUUUAUUGGAAUCACUAAUUGGCUACCAUAUUUCUCUGACUCAUUUGGAUGGACAUCAAGUCGUAUUAAAAAGUGACAAAGUAACGGCACCGUUCACGGUAAUUUCCUUACCAAAGGAAGGAAUGCCAAAUCACGCUAAUCCGGCGAAGUUCGGUUCGCUGUACGUGACGAUACAUGUGGAGUAUCCAGCAGGUCGUGUCCUGAACGCUGCGGAACGCGAAUCCCUUUUGCAACUCUUCCCCUCUGUGGAUUCAAAGUUGACUGACGAACCCUCACCUGCACGUGCUUUCAACGGGCUGGAUAGUCUAAACCAACGAUCCAAAUAA